UGGGUACUGCGUGGUUGAGACUUAGCUAGCUUGCUACAUUACAUUUUUCAUAUAUAUUGGCGAAACUUUUGACAUUGACAGCUCGAAGAAUGCAAUCGGAAUCGGGGAUAGUACCAGACUUUGAAGUCGGCGAGGAAUUCCACGAAGAACCAAAAACGUAUUACGAGCUGAAAAGCCAGCCGUUGAAAAACAGUAAUCCACCGGACCAGCAUGGCUCCCCCAAGACGGCGUCGAGCGCGUCGGCGAUGACAUCACGCAUCUUGCUCCGGCAGCAGCUGAUGAGGGAGCAGCUGGAGGAGCAGGAGCGGCGUGAGCAGCAGAGACAGCAAGCCUCGCAGUUCCUGCAGCAGCAGCGCACCCCCGGCGCCCAGACCCCCGCCAUCAACGUCAGCGCGCCUCCCAGCCUGACUCCCACCACACAAGUACCCAUGGAAGUGCUCAAGGUGCAGACCCACCUUGAAAACCCCACCAAGUACCACAUCCAGCAGGCCCAGCGGCAGCAGGUGAAGCAGUACCUGUCUACCACGCUGGGCAGCAAGCUCACCACCCAGGCGGUCAGCUUGCCCUGCCCCAACCAGGCCUCCGAGCACGUGAUGCCCCCGGGGCCUGGUAGCAGCGCUCCCAAUAGCCCCAUGGCCUUACUGACUCUCAACUCCAACUGUGAGAAAGAGAUGGAUGAUGUCAUCGAUGAUAUUAUUAGUUUGGAAUCAAGUUACAAUGAUGAUAUCCUGGGACUUAUGGAUCCAGGGCUUCAAAUGACAAAUACGCUUCCUGUAUCUGCCAACCUUCUUGACAUGUACAGUAACCAGGGACUUCCCCCACCUGGUCUAACUAUCAGUAACUCCUGCCCUGCCAACCUGACCAACAUCAAAAGGGAAUUCUCAGUUACCCCAGCUCCUGCCAUGAUGCACGUACUGGACAAGCCCGGAUCCUGUGGCAAGUUUGAAAACUAUCAAAGGCCUGAAGGGUUUCCAGUAGAGGCUGAAGUCAGAGCUCUUGCCAAGGAGAGACAGAAGAAGGACAACCACAAUUUAAUUGAGAGGCGACGGAGGUUCAACAUCAACGAUCGAAUCAAAGAACUGGGAACCUUGAUUCCAAAAUCGAACGAUCCGGACAUGAGAUGGAACAAGGGAACCAUUCUGAAGGCCUCAGUGGACUACAUCAGGAAGCUGCAGAGGGAGCAGCAGCGGGCCAAGGAGCUGGAGAACAGGCAGAAGAGGCUGGAGCAUGCUAACAGACACCUAAUGCUGCGGAUACAGGAGCUGGAGAUGCAGGCUCGUGCUCACGGACUGGCAGUGGUGGCCUCCUCAGCACUCUGCUCCUCAGAACUGACAGCUCGGGCCAUCAAGCAGGAGCCGGUCCUGGGAGACUGCAACCAGGACAUGUAUCCGCACCACUCAGCCGCGGAUAUGAGCCGACCCACCACAUUAGACCUGUCCGACGGAACCAUCAGCUUCAGCGACGGGAACUCCAACGUGAACGAGUCAGGGGCCUACUCCACACCCUCCAAGGUGGCCUCCAAGCUGGAGGACAUACUGAUGGACAACACCCUGUCGCCAGUGCGCGCAAGCGACCCCCUGCUGACCUCCGUCUCGCCCGGCACCUCUGACAACAGCAGCCGGCGGAGCAGCAUAAGCAUGGAGGAGAACGAGCGUGGCUGUUAGCCCUGCCCAUGAGCUGAAACUCUACUUAUAUUUUACACCAUAACACCUCUGCUGCAGCGCCCCCUGCUGGUGGCAGGUAAAGCCACUCCCAUGAAAAUAUUGUCAGCAAUUAUCGCAACAGUCUUCCACACUCCAAGUUAAAGGAUACAGGCAAAAAUAUGUUCGUUGUACACAUUUAUUUUGUAUUUUAUUGUUUUAUUUUUUUAUCUUACCCCACAAAUUUGUUUUUAUUUUUGGGAGGGGGUUGGCUUUGGUUUCCUGAUAAAACUCAGUCAUGGGCAGUGUCUUUAAAGGAAUCAUUUGAAGAAAAUCUGACAUUGUUGUAUU
Megalops cyprinoides (Indo-Pacific tarpon) is the source of this 1991-nucleotide messenger RNA. RefSeq names its product melanocyte inducing transcription factor a (gene mitfa). The record is from RefSeq and is a predicted model, not a curated record. Lineage: Eukaryota; Metazoa; Chordata; Actinopteri; Elopiformes; Megalopidae. Gene Ontology annotation, cellular component: nucleus. The coding region runs from base 90 to 1664 and encodes 524 amino acids. Gene Ontology annotation, biological process: regulation of transcription by RNA polymerase II; melanocyte differentiation. The transcript is spliced from 10 exons. Gene Ontology annotation, molecular function: protein dimerization activity; DNA-binding transcription factor activity, RNA polymerase II-specific; RNA polymerase II cis-regulatory region sequence-specific DNA binding.